Priapulus caudatus is the source of this 11321-nucleotide messenger RNA. Its product is annotated as nesprin-1-like. Gene Ontology annotation, cellular component: membrane. The coding region runs from base 137 to 9256 and encodes 3039 amino acids. Lineage: Eukaryota; Metazoa; Priapulida; Priapulimorpha; Priapulimorphida; Priapulidae. The record is from RefSeq and is a predicted model, not a curated record. The transcript has 47 exons. Gene Ontology annotation, molecular function: protein binding.
GGUAGAGACAUUAACCCACCAAGUGGAAGAUGUUGAAAACUGGGUCACAGAGACACAGCGCUUCAUUACUUUGCCCGUCGAAGAUGAGGAUAAAACUGUAGCUCUCUACAGAACAAGGAUCGUUAGGAUACAGGAGAUGCACAGGAUAGUGAUCAUGCGCAUCGUUGAAGUGAGACAGAUCAUCACAGUCUACCGUAGAGUAGCACAUUAUGAUGACAACAGUGAAGCCAUGCUGCACAGACUGGAGGCUGUGAGCAGUGACCUGGAUGAUGUGAAGCUACAGCUAGAAACAAACUUGGUGACGGCGCAAGAGGCUGUACAAGACUUGGAGGAGCGGGAGCGCAUCGUGCUGGCACUAACGAGCCAGGUGGAGGAGAUCGAGUUGUGGGUCUUAGAGGUUAAUAAAUCGAUGCAGCGUGAAAUCCCCACGCACAACGACACGGAGUUUCUCAGCGUUAUGCUGGAAGAGAAUCAGGUGCUUACUGCUGUCAUUGUCACUCGGGUAGAGGAACUGUCCUACAUCUACAGCACAUACCAGCAGGUGGCGCCGGCUCAGCCAGCAGACGCUGUGCAGGUGAUGAAUGUGCGACUAGACAGGAUUAGGGAGAAGCUGAAAUUGGUAAUGGCUGCAAGGCAAACACAGGAGACCCGACUACUGCUCGCCAUUCAGGAGGCAGAUAAACGUACGGAGCAUCUCAGACUUAUGCGCACUGUCGUCACCCAGCUGGAGACACUGGAAAUAUGGGCAGCGAAAGCUCAAACCUUCGUCGGGAAACCAGUUUGUAAAGAUAGCAAUACCGACACUCUAAAUGCUGAGCUGGCGGAGACUGAGGACAUGCAGGCAGAGCUGAAUCGACACAUUGAGGAGGCAGCAUACCUCGCUUCCCUGUACCAGACAUUGUCCACUGACGAGCCGGACGCUGACGUGGAGGCGAUGACCAGCAGGAUGGACACUGUCCUGUGGUUGCUGCAUGAGAUCGAGACCCACUUACAGGGCAGGCAGGUGGAGCUCCAGCAAGCCAUUGAGAAAACAGGAGAGAAGGCAAAGGAGGCUGAAGCAAAGGGUGGCUUUACCACGUGGGUUAGUUCUAAGCUGUUUGGCACCGUGGAACCGGCCACUGCUAUGGAGGCCGGAGAUGCGAAAAGAACAGAGGAACAUCCGAAGAUCACGACGUCAGAACUGCAGCUCUCGCAGGAAGAACCAGAGACGAGCGAAGUCACACGGACCGUCACGACCGAAACGGUCACGACAACGAUCACCACCAAGGAGGUGGUAAGUCCAUUCGAAGAGGAAGUCGUCGUGAUCACGGAGGAGGAGCCUGAGACGCGGGAAGACGUCGUGAUUGACGCGGGUGGUGACACCUUGGCUGCGAAGAAGAGGAGGAGGAGACAUAAGAAGAAGCCCGUCGUUACUGAGGUGACAGAGGAGGAGCGGCCCACGCGGCAGGACAUUGAAAUCACCACUGAGGUGAAAGAACUCCAGCCAACGUCGAGCGAUGGCGAAGAGGCUACGGCAACAGUCACCGUGACGACCACUGACGUGCGUGUUGUUGAGGAGACAACGUUAGUCACCCCGGCGGAGGAGAGCGAGUGGCUCCCAGCAUCCGAGGCUUCAGGCAUCAUCGGCGUCACGGAGGAGCAGGUGGUCGACUUUGGAGAAGACGUGCUCGCAAAGAAGAAGAAACGUAAACCGAAGAAGAAGAAGCAGAGGCCGGCACUUUGGCCCACCGAGGGAGAGACCGCCACAGAAGCAACGGUGACCCCCGAAGCGAAACCGACUGAUAGGACCGUGGAAGAGGCACAGGCAGAUGCGGCGCCCGCUGAGGUGUGUGAGUAUGUUGUUGAGGAGCCUGAUGACACCGGUCUCACGCACUACCAGCUCAUGAUUCGAUCCGUAGCCGACAUGGCUCUGGUGCCCGAGGAACCACUGAGCAGCAGUGAGUGGACCCCUGAGCUGGUGGACGCUGAGUGGAACAGCCUGCAGUGGAACGUGGCACAGACCAGCAACAUUCUAGAUACACUGGAUGAAGAAACAGAAGAAAUGUCCGAGGAAGGACGGCAGCUUUUUCGCGUGCUGCGUGUUGUAACGACACGAGUCGUUGUCAUCGUCGUUCAGCGCACCCUGGUGACGACCACCAUCACCGAGCUGCAUCAUUGCUGGACUGCCGCCAGAGAGCGCCCCAGCGACGAACAAGCGCAGCUGGCGCUCAUGCAGAGGCUGAGGCAUACCCUCAGCAUCGUCGCUCAGUACAUCAGCAGUUUGGAGGUUCGAUUCCUGGAGACUUCGGAGCUUAGCGUACAGGAGCAGCUUGAUGAACACAAGGCAUUGCUGGAUGAGGUGCGUGAUACCAGAGCCGAGCUGGUGUCUCUGCAGGAGGCAGCACCCGAGUUAUUAUCUACUGCAGCUCCACACACCAAGGUGGUUAUCGUUCAGCUCAUCACAAUGCUCUCUGUGAGGCUGGAGAGACUGGAGACCAGGAUCGUGGAGAGUGAGGCCGGACUCCAGCAGAAAUUCACACAGUCGCAGGAGCUACAGGUGCAAGUUUCUGAGCAGGAGAGGCUGAUUGCUGAAAUGCAUACUGAGGUGAACGUGAUCCUUAUGGACACUAGCCUCUCUCCAGAGGAGCAGAUACAACUACUGCAGGGAGUGCAGGUCAAGCUGACCACCUGCGAGGAGAACCUUCAUCACCUCGUCAUCACCGACAUCCAGCUGAGCGGCCGCACCAACGGGACGGUCACCACGACGACGGUUGCCGAGUUCCGGCAGCUGAGGACGCUGGUGAGGACCAGCAUUGUGACGCUGCGUCGCACCGUCAUCGUCCGAUCGCUCUAUAUGAAGAUACUGCGCGAGUACCAACAGCUUCUCCUGACGGCCACCAGGCGGCUACAGCCGGGACGCGUGCGAGCGACGGGCCUCGAUGACCUGACCUCGCAGGCGGCGGACAACAGGAGCCUCAUGCACGACAUGGAAGUGUACGAGGCUGUGCUGGACGCGGUGCGAGACCGUGCAGAUGGCGCCACCGUCGCUAUGUUUGCGAGCGAGCACGAGCAGGCGACGGAACAAACACACGCCCUGCAGUCGCAGGCAGCGCAGCUCGUGAUACUCAUGCAGAGGGCAGUCAAACACUGGGAGGAACUGGACACGAGGUAUCCGAAGGCACAGGAGGCGGUGACUGAGCUUGCUCGUCGUCACGGACUGCUGUCGUCCAUUCACGGAGACCAGAACAGACUGACCGCUCUAAAGGUGAUCAAACAGUUUGUGGAGGGGAGUGAAUAUCUAGUGUUGACCACACUUCGGACUGGCAGACUCCUGACGACUGAAGUGUCAUGCGCAAGCUUGGAUGCACAACUAAACAAGAUGGAUACUCAAUGGGCUGCAAUCAGUGAUUCAAUCACAAAGGAACUGAAGAAGCUUAGUGAGACGUUGUCACAGCACGCGUUGUUCCUGCAAGACUGCAGUCAACUGUCGUGGUGGAUGCAUCACACACAUCAGGAUCUCAAUGAGCUUGCAGAGGUGCAGCUUAAGAAGUCACCUUUGCAGCCACAGGACGUCACUGAUGCCCUUACCAAAGUGAUGGAGGUGCGACAAGCCAUAAACAAACAAGAAGAGCGCAAAGACAAGGUGAUUGCUUCUGGAAACCAACUAAUUGCUGCUCACCCAACAACAGCGUCUGACACCAGAAACAAGAUAUUAGCUGUGAAUAAGCAGUGGGAAGAUCUCGUCACAAGUCUACCGUUGGUGGAGAAGCCACUCGUAAGUUAUGACAUUGAGUAUGCAUCACCGAGAGGAACCAUGCAGCAGCUUGCAGACUGGUUGCGCCAGGUCGAGUCUAUGCUGACAGAUGACAAGAGCAGCCCACUGAUGUCCUAUGACCACGUUCACCAACUUCUGGACAAGUACCAGAUCGUGAAGGUUCAGAUCACAAGCAAACGCACAGUCAUCGACCAAGUGAACGAGUCGAUAGUGGAGAUGAGUCUGGACUUACAUGGACCACAGCGCAUGGACCUUGCAGAACAGCUAGGAAACGUCAACCAACACUGGCAGGUUGUGUCCAGCGAGGUUGCACACAUGCUCAAGUUCCUGGAGCAGACUUACAUCAGCUGGCUGGAGGUGAACACUUCUCUGGCCGACGUUCAAGGAUGGGCGCAGCACAGUGAGACUCAGCUAGCUAUGUACAAGACAGCCACGGAUAGCACUGACAUACAGGUUGCUCUCAGUGAGAUCAAGGUAAUCAGGCAGCAGGUGGCGCUGCACACGACAACGGUCGUAACACUGCAGACGAGUGCGCCUGCACUCUACAAAGCCGUUCCCACGUGUGCUGACCACAUCCAGCGGACUCUCAGCACGCUUGACCACUCACUGACCGCUGUCGACUGUAGCUGUGGCGAGACGGACAAUGAACUGCAGGGACGACUGGAUUCUCUGAACAACUAUGGGCAGGUGAUUGAACAACUGGCAAGAACGCUGGCUAGGGUCCAUCUGGAAUUAGACCAGACAGAGACAUUAGCUGGUAACCAUGCCUCACUGCAGCAACAUCUGACCACCUUACAGACCUUACAAGAGAAUUUGAACAGCGAGCAAUUGAAGAAUGAGCUGACGACGGCUGAAACCACUGUCACGGCGAGAUUGCCUGAUGGUCAAGCGAAGAACGUCUACUUGAAAACCACAAAGGAUAUGAGUAAUAGGUUACGGGUAGCGUCUGAGGACGUGGGCGAGCGAUUGGAGAGGCUGAACGACAUCCUGCAGCGCUGGGUUUGGCUGCAGAGUGAAACCGAGCAACGGCAGGCCUGGUUAGACAGCAAACAGCCCAUCUGCCUGCAGCUGGUGCACGCUCCUGUCUCCGACACUGACGUCACACUAAGAGAAUGUCAGAGUCUCGUUACGGAGGUCCGUUCUCAGCAGGAGGCAGUCGUGCUUCUCAGUCAGGAGACCAAAGACAUUUCCACAAACCUUGAGACAGCAUCCAGAGGUCUCGUGCUCGCUCGCGUAGACACACUCGCUGAUGAACAGAGCAGCAUGUCUUCAGAGCUAGAAGGUCGUGUCGCAGCGCUGGAAAGCAAACUAGACAGAAUACGUCACGUAGAGAGAAUGAUGGGAGAAAUUAAUCUACUGCUGGAUCGCGCCGCAGACACGGCAUCCCGCGCAUCUGAUGCUAACACCAAUGACAAGGAAGCGCUACAAGCUGCCGCGGUGACUCUAGAGAAUGUAUUGAGGGAGAUGUCGGACAGUAGCGUCACGUGUCAGUACCUGGCCACUCUCCCAGAGAGCGCGAUGGUGCCCAACGCUACCUGCCGAGGCAUCCGUGAGCUAGCGACGCGCUGGACUAUGACCCACCAGCAGGUCAGGGAAGCACACGUGAAGCUGGUAGGACGUCUGACCCUGUACAACUCGUUCUCUGAGCUGUGCUUGCUCUGGCAGAACUACGCAGGAGAGGUUGAGAAUGAGCUGGACUCACCGAUCAGUACCACAAAGGAGGGCCUCACCGAACAGCAGAAAGUGCUCAAGAAUCUUGUGGCUCUGGCACCGGCGCAAGAAGAGAUUCUUAAGUCCAUAGAUGCCACUGGGCAGCGGAUGCUCAGCCAAGCUGCCAUCCGCAGCGCACCUGUCUUCAAGGAGCACCUAGCAACUAUACAGGUUCAAGGUCAUGAGUUACUGUUGAAGCUGGCACAGAGACAUCUGGAAGUCAGCAGAAAUAUCUUCUUCUGGACCAGAUACAGACAGCAGCUGAAAUGUAUGCAGCGACUACUACUGGAGGCUGAGGACAGGGUACCACAGUCAGAGCUGCCCGCUGUGUGCAUACAGAAGAUGCAUGGCCGGCUGGCACUAAUCCAGAUGCAGCAGUGGUUGUUGGAGGUACAGAUCCCCUCGCUGACAUCACUGCUGGAGGCCGGUGGCAGCGUGCGUGUGAUCGGUGACGACAUCGGAUGCGCUCUGGUGACGGUGGAACUAGACGACGUGGACAAGCGCUGGAACAGUCUGUCAGCUCUGCUGAUCGACAAGGCCAAACAACUGCAGUGUCUGCUGGCACAGUGGGACGAAUGCAAUCUGAACCUUGAGCAGGUGGCAGCCUGGCUUGCAGAAAUGAGGGUACCACUGGACCAGGAUAUUCCUACGACUUCGUCAAGCUUAGAGAUGGAACUGCGACUGUGCAAAGACUAUGAGGAGAACCUGUCACAGCUGAGCAGUCAGCUGGCGGAGGUGCGCAUCGGCGUGGAGGUGCUUGCGAUGAGCCUGCGUCGCGAGGACACCAUCAUCCUGCAGCAGCGUAUCGCACUCAGUGCCACCCUGCUCACCGAGAGAACCAGCCAGGUGACCGAUAGACGGCACGGCGUGGAGCGGGCCUUGAGCCAGUGGCCAAUGUUUGACCAGCGCUGCAGUGAACUAAUGACCUGGCUGGACAACAUGACUAGGACUGUAUCUAACAAUGGGGGCCUUCACAUUGAGGACGUUGUACAGAAGAUAGAGAAGGAUUACAAGGUAGCUAUAAGAGCAAAGGCACAGGACUGUGAGAAUCUACAGCAGCUUGGAGCACGGCUGCAGCACGCCAGCACAGAAUCCGUGGCCACAGACAUUCAGGACAAGAUGCAGUGUGUCAGCGCAAACCUACACAGUCUCGACACCAUCUGUGAAGCUAGACUGAGUAAGCUCAGGGACACACUGCAGACCGUACAAGAGUUGGAAGACAACAUGAGUAGGUUGCGACAAUGGCUGGCUCAGACUGAGCAUGAACUCAUGAGUCCUAUCAUCUACCAGAACUUCAGUCAACAGGAAAUCCGCCGACUGCAGAUCAUCGUUCAGGAGCAACAGACAGACAUAGAUGGACACAGCAGUGCCAUCGGCUCUGUGCUCAACCUGUGCGAGGUCUUGCAGAAGGACCAGGACGCCUGUGCAACAUCAGCAGAAGCUGCGGCACUCCAGCAGGCUAUGAAGAGUCUUGACAAGCGCUGGAGAAACAUCUGUGCCAUGUCCAUGGACAGGCGACUUAGGGUUGAGGAGUCGAGUAGGGGCUGGCAGAAGAUCAUGGAAGAUCAUGACAUGUUCAAUGCCUGGCUUACGGAGAUGGAGAGUAAAGCCAGAAGUCAUGAGACUGCUUACAUUGAGCAUACCAGAGUGAAGGAUCUCCUCGUCGAGUUCGAGGCUCUGCAGAAGAAUAUUCAAGAGAACUACUCCCAAGUUGAGUACAUCAAUAAGCAGUACAGAAAGCUGGCACGCGAUGGCGCCACCGAUAGUGCCGGCCAACUCCGAGCGCUUGUCGACAAUGUCAACCGUAGAUACGACACACUGCUGCUGAGGAGCGUGUGUGUGCUGCGGCGUCUGCACCGCUCGCAGACGGUUCGUGAUGACGAGUUUGAGGUUCGCACAGACAGCCUCCUCGCCUGGCUGGGAGACAUCGACCUGCAGCUCACCAACAUAGAACACUUCUCUGAGACCGAGGUCACACUCAAGCGCAAGCAGAUCAAGAAAAUACAGAGAGAGGUCGACGAGAGGCUGAGCGAGGUUGAUCAGUUGGAUGCUGCUGGUCUGUACCUGAUGCAACGUUGCCAUGGCAAUGAUGCUGUCACCGUGCAAGGGGUGCUAGAUGAGCUGCAUCGUUACCUUGACGACGUGCUUGCGAAACUCGCGAGCUUCCAGCAGACUCUUCAUGGACAGACGACCGAGCAGAUAAGGGAAUAUGAGAAACACUUGCAAGUAACGGAGACUGAGACAGAUCAUGCCAUUACAUCCGAGACUGAGCCGAGGGAUGUAAGGCAGGAACCACAAACAGAAGAGGAAGGUUGGAGCAUCCUCUCAACAGAGAAGCGACGCAAAGAGGCAGAAAAAGAGGAGGAGCCCGAGGAAAAGUGGGAUAUCCUCCCAACAAUCGCACGAUUGCCCGACGUCUCUGACAAUAAUGAGAUGAGGUUGAGAUUAGCAGCACAGCAGGACGACCUCGACGGUGCCGAGAUUUACCUGAAGGAGUUACAGCUGGCGCUAGCACAAUCUGGUGAGAGAAUCAGCGCAACAGAGGAGCAGACUCGCUGUAAGACGCCGAUAGGCCCCGAGGCGGAGCGCACCCUGGUGGGCUACGGUAAGCUGGUAGCGUCAUGCCGGUCCAGCAUUGACGUUGUCAAGCACGUGAGGGGCAAGUUGGAGCAGGAGGUCGGCCUGUCAAGUCUCGGAGAGAGCGCUGAGCAGGCUGAGAGUGUGAUCGAGCGCUGGGAGCUCGUGCGAGCGCAGGCUGCAGACAAGGAGCGACGCUUGCUCGAGAACGGCAAGGCCUACCAGCGCUUCCUCGCUGACCUCGCGACCCUGCAGGUGUGGCUCGAGGAAGCCGAGAACAACCAGAACGAGACCGGAGAGAGAGCCGACAGCGUGCACGAACUACAGACGCUCAUCAUGCAACACAGGGACUUCCUGCUACAGCUGGACAAACACAAGCAGCUGCUUCUCUCCAUCAACCUCGGCAGCGAGAAGUACGCGGACGGCGUGACGCCCGAGGCGGCGCGUCUCCGUCGCGACCUCACCGCGCUAAACCAGCGCUGGGAGGCGAUGUGCGCGCGCGCGAGGCAACGCCAGCGCCACCUGCAGAGACUGCUCAUACACUGCGCGGAGUUCCACGAGACGGUUCACGAUCAGCUCGUGUGGCUGCAGAGCAUGGAGGCGAGAGUGCGCAGCUGCGAGCCUCUCAACCUCGCUGACGACAAUGGCUCGCUACGCCGCGUCUUCCUCGAGAUGCGCAGCGUGCGCAGGCAGCUGGAGGAGAGGAAGCCACGCGUGCUCUCACUGCGAGACACGGCCGAGCAUCUACUCGCUGACUGUGACACGGCGGACGCACGCGACGCACGCGAGAAACUCAACAUUCUCAGCAACAGACUUCGCUUCCUGCUGCUCGUCUGCUCCCGUUAUCACGCCAUACUCAAGGCCGCUAUGGACGGCACCAAGUCGACCGUCGAGGAUGAGAGACUGCAGCGCCUGCUGGCUGCUGGAAUACCACUAGAGCUCACCAAACAAUUGUCUGAAGCCAUAUCUCUGUCAGACCUGGAUGAGAUUCUAAGCGCACAUGAGCGGCAAGCUGAGGAGGAGACACCGUCGCCUUCGUUCCUUAGUCGCGUCGUGCGCACGGCGCUGCCUCUGCAGGCACUCAUGCUGGCGCUGGUCGGCCUCGCCUGUCUCAUACCCGUCUGCAAGGAAGACUACAGCUGUGUGCUGCAGAACACCUUCGCUCAGUCCCUCGACCCGAUGCUGAGAUACACGGACGGAGCGCCGCCUCUGUAGGCAGCGCCCGCCGCCACAUCGCACCCCCAGGCGGAGCCACUCAUCUUGUAAAAAUAUGGCAUUAUGUAGGACUUGCAGAGAGCACGUUUGUUUGCAUCGGGGGACACGCAGAGAGAUCCGCCCGGUUAUAAUCUCAUCAUGUCGCCGUAGAAAGACAAAUAUUUCAGCCUAACUUCCGAGUGUUGUCGCUGGGACUGAGUAGCGUGGGGACGUGGGGUAGGCAGUCAUGUGUGACAGUCAUGGUGCUGCACAUGUGCAGUCAUGUGCAGUCAUGGGCAGACAUGGUGUGACAGUCAUGGUGAUGGCAACUCCCACGAGAGGAAGGCUCUAGUGUAGAUGUACAGUGUGUCAUGAUCAGCCAUGUGACGGAGGCUGUAGAGAUUGCUAUGAGCAUAGUAGCAUAACGUUAACCACGAGUGACGAACGAGGAAUGUUUAGUAUACUACUCACGUUAUGUUUGUUCGUUCGUUGAGAGAAGAAAAAACGACAACUGGCUUGUUGCUUUUUUUAGAAUGUGAUGUGAAACCUUCGUGUUUCUGCUGUGUGGUAAACACGAAGGUUAAACAGAACAUUCUUAGUAAAAAAAACUUCAACUCCAUAGUCGUGUACGCGACAAAGUACGGGAUAGAUGAGCUUUUGUGAAAUGUGUUGAUAUGGAGGUGGUUGUAAAGUUAUUUACGGAGGGGCCAAAUGUUGAGUAUACCGUUGCAAACAACAGUUUGGAACCUUGUGUAGUUUAACACAAGUGAAACCACCGCAAAGGAAAUGUGCAUGUGUGCUUUUUCUGCCAUUCGGAUUCCGAAUUUCUUUUAAUCUUGUAAACGAUUAUCGGGUAAUAAUUUGCAAAAGUCCUAAUUUUGCUAUUAAAUAAUAUUUUUAUAAACGGGUGGGUCACAGGUUUUUAAGCAUAUAGCACGUGUCGCAUUAAUAAAUCAUGCAAUCGGAAAUUAAUUGUUAUGUCACUUGUAGAUUUUAAUUAGAUAACAUAGUAACAUGAUCGGAGAGUGUCAGUGUGUGCUGGGCACACGCCAAGUUUUAUGUAGCAGUAAUCUACGAUCUUACGAAGCAGCUGUCUCUUCUAGUCUCGCUUUCCUCGGUUGCUGUGCAGUAUUUUAUCCCACGUGGUUGUUAAGUGGCAGGGUGUACUCAUUCACCGAUCGGUUUUAAGUGGGUUGCCAAAGAGCGAAGUGCUUGACGCUUUCAGGAUCAGACCGAUAACACGCACGUUGCGUGUCGCUGUGUCAUAUCCCCCGCAUUCCCAUCUGUUGUCUAACCUCGCACUGAAGUGGUCCUCAGACGAGGGAGGGUAGUCGUGCGGGCGUGUGGUGGAUGGAUAGACACGUUGAUCGAUAGUAGUAGCUUGCACGCGGGAUAGCUGGCUCGUAGACGCUGCAGGCCUGUAUCAGGUCUUGUAUCUUUCCGUGUCAUUGUGGUCCUCUGAUGCGGAGAGAUACCCAAACCUGUGUAUAACGGCCGCGACUGUGGCUAUCUGGUGUAAGCUCGGUGUUAUAGGUCGCGCAAGCUUUUGUCGUCGCUUUUAAUGGCAGUGCCCAGAUACUGUGACAAUGUAGAGUGUAGUCAGUGUGCGUGCAGCCCCCACAACCGCUUAUACAAGCGUGUAACCGGGGGGAAGGUUGCAGUGUGACCCACAUGACAGCAUGGAAUGUUUUCGAUACGAAUAGCUUGCUUUUCUGCACACAGUGAGCAUUGCAUUAUAACUCUGUUAGGGUUAGGGAGGAGCUGAAAUACCCAGGGAUUGAAAUGUAGUAAUCACGAACGUGAAGCUAGUGGUUAGGCCACCGACCCGAUAUGGCCGAAUCCCGCUGCUGCUUCACAGUUCAUUGCAUUAUGUGCGCUUAGAUGAGUCUUCUGAAGAUAUGAUAUGUGUUUGUCCCGUCAAAUGACCAACACAACUAUCAGAGGAGCACAUGAACAUUUUGCCGAUAAUGAGUUAAACAUUAAACGAGAUUUCAAUCCCUGAUAAGGUUUUGUGAUUGCCAGGGUUGUGAUUGCACAUUCCUCUCUUUAUAGAGCCAAAAUACACUUUAAUUAUUAUUAUUGCAAA